GUAUCUAUGUGUGUAUGUCCAGCAUACAAUAUAGAUGUCUUAUCUAUGAUGAUACAUAUGUAGAACUUAUUUAUGUGGCGUAACGUCUCCUAAUUUGGACAUUUCAAUAUCAAAGGUUUUGCUACUUGCUACAAGUUCCGAAUUUGUAAAAUGUAAAAAAUAAUGAAAAAUACUCUGUAAUGAAGAUAUCUAUGGAAAGGAAGUGACUCCUGCAUCGCGAAUACAUUACACAUUGAUGUUAUAGAUGACAAGUGGUUCGUACAUGUAAAUUGUACAAUGUAUUGAAGAAAUAAUUGUAACACUAAAAAAGUGGCGUCACGAUGUAUUCAACAAAAACUCCUUCCUUAAGAAUUGAUGAAGCAGAUCUUAAAUGCAAAACUGGUUGUGGAUUUUAUGGAAAUGCUGAAUGGGAAGGUUAUUGUAGUAAAUGUCAUCGAGAGCAUCUACAAAAACAAAGAUCUCAAUCAGAAUCUAAUGCUUAUGGACAAGGAUAUGACACCCAGUCUACGAAUCGGAGUAUAACUAAUGCUCAACAGAAAUAUGAAGAGAAGAAAGUACAACAGGAAAAGAAAUACAAAUUGUUAAACAUAUCUUUUCGAAAAACAGUUACAAAAGCGCAGGGAUAUCAAGAGUUAUUAUAUGACUUAACAAAAGACAAUUCAGAUUUGGAAAAAGUAAAAGCAGAAAACCGAGAACUAAUAACCGUGAUUGCUAAAACACCAGUAGAAAGAGAUGUUAGAAAAUGUAUGCAUUCCUUUAUAAUUGAUAUACUUCAAAAUAAAGAUGUAAAAAGAAUAGAGGAACUUUCAGAGAUCAUACAAAACUUUUAUCAAGUAUUUGCUAAGCGUUUAGAAAGUAAUGCCAAAUAUGCAGAUAUUACACCAGAAAUUAAAGAAAAAUUGCUAGAUUAUGUUGAGAGAUAUACUAUGACUUUACUCUACAGAAUUCUCUUUUGUCCUCCCUUUACGAAUGAUGAAGAAAAGGAUUUGGCGAUACAAAAAAGAAUCCGGCAGUUGAAUUGGGUAAGUGGAAAAAAUUUAGAAUGCAGAAUACAUGAAACCAGUGCAGAAGUUAGAGAACUUGUUUACAGUUCAAUAACAGAUUUAUUAAACAUGGAUUCUGCUAAAGCUCCACAAGAAAAACUGUCUUGCAUUAUUUAUUGUUGUAGAAAUAUAUUUUUAAUGUUACAACAAUCUGUUGGUGGACCUGCAUCAGCAGAUGACUUCCUUCCUGCAUUGAUUUUCAUAGUUCUAAAAGCUAAUCCUGCACGUCUUAAAAGCAAUAUUAAUUUUAUUACUAGAUUUUGUAAUGCAAGCAGAUUAAUGACAGGAGAAGGUGGAUAUUACUUUACAAAUCUGUGUUGCGCUGUAUCAUUCAUUGAAAAUUUAACAGCUUCAUUAUUAAAUAUGGAUGAAAAAGAUUUUAAUGCUUACAUGUCCGGAGAACGUGUACCCGCCAACACUUGGGAAUCUGCUCUAAUGAUAUGUGAAAGCUUACAUCUAAUGUGCGAAGACAUAACACUUCUCGAUGAAAUGAAAGCUAAAACAACAGAAAUGAUGAAUGAAACAUUGGACUUGAAGGAAAGAAUGCUACGAUUUCAAGAAGAAAUUGAGUCUGAAGUAAAUACAGUUCUAGAAAGAACUCCAUUACUGAUUACACAUAGUCAACGAUUACCAACUAAUUUGGACUGCGAAGAUAUAGAAAGUUAUCAGUUACCACCUCCAAUUAUUCCACAAGUUUGUUCUACUACAGUUAAUAAUUCCACCCAACAAAACGAUAUGAAAAUCUCUUUAAUGGACGAUUGUGUAACACCAUCUCCUACUUUCGAUUUUCCUUCUUUCAUGGGCGAUGACAGCUUUGAUGUGAGCAAGGCAGAAGAUGAAACUAGUCUUAUAAGCUUAGACGCACAAUGCGAUUUUGAUGUCCAACAAGAGAAAACUUCAAAUGAUUUAUUAGUCCCAGCUCAUUUACAUUUGGCUUCUACAGCAGAACCAGAAAAGGAAAAUUAUCAUGGAUUUACUAUACAGGGUACAAACAUACCUACAAUUCCAUGUAGCACUGGGGACUUAUCCCUUAAUUCUACAGAAACAGAUUCCGAAAAUUUUUCAAGUUAUUUCCAUAAUGUAUAAAACACAUUAUGUAAGUGAAGUGCGAUUUUUAAGAAAUAUACUUUUAUGUGCAAUCCUUGCAAAGA
Messenger RNA from Megalopta genalis, 2194 nucleotides. It is a transcript of the gene Rabex-5, whose product is annotated as Rabaptin-5-associated exchange factor for Rab5. Gene Ontology annotation, biological process: vesicle-mediated transport. The record is from RefSeq and is a predicted model, not a curated record. Lineage: Eukaryota; Metazoa; Arthropoda; Insecta; Hymenoptera; Halictidae. Gene Ontology annotation, molecular function: DNA binding; zinc ion binding; small GTPase binding. Gene Ontology annotation, cellular component: cytosol; endocytic vesicle.